ACCAUUUGGGAUAGAUGAUUUCCAAUCGAGGGUCCUCUCUCUGAAUCUUUCUAUCCACUAAUCCACAGUCCACACAGCUUCUGCCUUCUGCUACAAAGGUUAGCAGGAGAGAAGAGAAGGCUUGAAACUCAUAAAAUGGCGUCUGCAACGCUGAUGCCAUUCUGUUUGAAGCUUCCGUCCUCUAUUCCUUCAUUUCGGAGUUACUAUGGCGUUCGUCUUGCUCCAUUUAACAAGACAACCUCAUUGAAUCUUACUUCGUCGCAAAACAUUUCUGGGUUUCGUUCCGUUCUCCCAAAUAAGCUCUGCAUAAUCACUUCUACCCCUCGAAACCCUCCACCUCCCACCAUUGUCGCCGCAAAGGGUUACAAAAUGAAAACCCAUAAGGCUUCAGCAAAGAGAUUUCGGGUGACGGGUACUGGGAAGAUAGUCCGGAGAAGAGCUGGAAAGCAGCACUUGCUUGGCAAGAAGAAUACGAAGAGGAAACUGCGACUUUCGAAAAUGCACCCAGUUAACCGGAGUGACUAUGACAAUGUGAUUGGUGCCUUGCCAUACCUAAAAGUGAAUCGACAAGCAAAGUAAGAUGAUCGUCUGGCAAGUGAAGGAUCUUUUGUUUUUCAAUUGCUUUUCUUUAUUGCUUUCAUGUAAGUAAUCACACUACUGAGGCAUCUUUUCUUUCUGUAGUAGCAAAAAUUGAGAUGCUCUUUUUGCUUCAUUCAUUUAUAGGCUUCCUAAUUCCCAUGUC
This is a messenger RNA of Macadamia integrifolia, 742 nucleotides long. RefSeq names its product 50S ribosomal protein L35, chloroplastic. Gene Ontology annotation, cellular component: large ribosomal subunit; ribosome. Gene Ontology annotation, biological process: translation. The transcript is spliced from 3 exons. The coding region runs from base 136 to 579 and encodes 147 amino acids. Gene Ontology annotation, molecular function: structural constituent of ribosome. The record is from RefSeq and is a predicted model, not a curated record. NCBI's taxonomy places the organism in Eukaryota, Viridiplantae, Streptophyta, Magnoliopsida, Proteales, Proteaceae.